Molecule: messenger RNA, 549 nt
Organism: Solanum tuberosum (potato)
Lineage: Eukaryota; Viridiplantae; Streptophyta; Magnoliopsida; Solanales; Solanaceae
Product: E3 ubiquitin-protein ligase RNF181
Exons: 2
Coding region: 1-549 (182 amino acids)
Biological process (GO): protein ubiquitination
Cellular component (GO): cytoplasm
Molecular function (GO): ubiquitin protein ligase activity
Source: RefSeq, a predicted model, not a curated record
AUGAGUUACCUGAUUGGACGAAUGGAAGAAAUUUCUGUUUCUUCUGAUUUCUCUUCCGAAGAAGGAAAUUUGGGUUUGGGUGAAGACGGAGAAGCGGGGCAAGUGAGGAAUUUAGAAUGGGAAUUUCUGGUGGCGGUUAAUGAUCUCGAAAGGAGCCUUGAAUUUCACAAUGCUGUUAUACUUCAAGAUGACGGUGGGUUUGGUACUUUUGAUUUUGUUGGAAGCCAAGAGAGGUUAAAGGGUAGUCCACCAGCAGCUAAAUCUGUACUGGAAAAUCUUCCUUUGGUGGUCGUGAGUGAUGAAGAUUUGAAAGGAAGCAAUGCAGCUUGUGCAGUUUGCAAAGAUGAGAUUUUGUCAACGGAGAAAGUGACUAGGUUGCCUUGUUCUCACUAUUACCAUUGUGAUUGUAUUUUGCCAUGGCUAAAUAUCCGUAAUACAUGUCCUGUUUGUCGCCACGAGUUUCCCACGGAUGAUGCUGAUUAUGAGAGGGAAAAUGGAAGGAGUGCUGGUCCAGGACAUGUUAAUGAUUUUCAGAUUUCCUGGACAUAG